Molecule: messenger RNA, 867 nt
Organism: Paramacrobiotus metropolitanus
Lineage: Eukaryota; Metazoa; Tardigrada; Eutardigrada; Parachela; Macrobiotidae
Exons: 3
Coding region: 1-702 (233 amino acids)
Source: RefSeq, a predicted model, not a curated record
AUGUUUCGACAAUUAGCGUUGUUUGCCUGGGCGCUGUGUGCGCGCAUCGUCGUCAGUCUGAACUGCGAAGAACUAGCCGCCCAGUGCCAAGAGUACGAAAGGCAGGAGCAUCUCACCGUGGAGCGCUUGAUGAGCUUGAGUAUCCCGUGGCCGUUGACCGCGGAGAUCCUGCUCGAAUACCAGCCGGUGGACGAAGCGUAUUGCCGAUACUCCAACAACACCGGACACUGCGUCCGCGACCUGCUGACCCGCUGCCCGGAAUUCCUCGAAGAUGAUUCCAGCGGAUGGUACGGCUCCGAGUUGAAAAUCGCCUUGGCCCGUCUCUGCGCGACCAGCAUUGCACCCGUCAAUUACUUUCGCGCGGUUAGUCACUGCCGCCAACACGACCCCAAGUUGCAGCAGUUCCUCCGCCGGGCCGAGGAAGCGACUGCUAGGGAUGAGGUGGAGGAAGUCCCUGUCAACAGCCAUCCGGUGUGCGGCCGCGUGGAAUACUGCCAGGAAGGUGGCGUCGGCCGACCAUAUAUGAACGUUAACGUGGCGAGAAUCGAGAAGUUCAUUGGUCCAGCCAGCGCGCAAAAAGCGGCGUACUGUGGCGCGGAGGCCGUGCAGACCAUCCGGGAAUCGGCGGUGCAGAUUUAUGCCGCUCACUGCCUGAACGAUAGCGAACUCGAUAGCGAUAACGUCAGAGUGUCAUACGUUUAGUCCAGCGACAACGGCAGACUUUUACUUAGAGGCAGUUUAUCGGACCUGACUACUUGCUACUUGCUACCAUUUUCGCAGGCGUGGUCUCCCGUAGCCGUUUUGGUAGCAAGUAGUUCCACAAAAUGAGUUUAUGCUGGCUGACUACUGCUACGUAGCUGGCUAUGU